Messenger RNA from Stylonychia lemnae, 1212 nucleotides. The record is from the annotation of a GenBank genome assembly. NCBI's taxonomy places the organism in Eukaryota, Ciliophora, Spirotrichea, Sporadotrichida, Oxytrichidae.
AUGGACUCAAGCCGAGAAGACAUGAAGGAACAACUCGAUUCUCCAUUCAUCAUGAAAAAUGGAAAUCUAUGCCAAGAAACUAAGGACCCUAGUUACAUUGAUAUGAGACAAAGAUGGUAGAGGUUCUUGGUUCUGGGUUUGAAGGAGAUUAUUGAUGAAUUCCAAAUAACUAAUGUAGAAUUUGGAAUGUUGUUCUCAAUAUACUCGAUUCCCAAUAUAUUCCUAGCCUUGCUCAUGGGAUACUUCACGGAUAGAAUUGGAAUAAGAAAUGCUACAACAAUCUAUACUCUUGCCACUCUUAUUGGACAACUUCUUUUUGCUCUUAGUCCAAUUGUCAGUUCCUAUAACUUGGCUUUAAUUGGAAGACUCAUCCAUGGUGUAAGCUCUGAAGCCUUAAGUAUGGCAGUAGUUAUCAUCAUCAAUCAAUGGUUCUUAAAGGCAGAGAUAGGACUUGCUUUUGCAAUCAUGAUUACUCUUGCAAAAGGUGGAGUCAGCCUAACAAAUCUAGUUACACCUCAAAUUUUGGUGUAAAGUGGAGGAAGUAUUGUUUAGUGUCUUAAUUUUGGAGUAUUAUUGACAUUAAUAGCUUUCAUGUUUGCCUUGUUGUUCUCCAAAAUCGACAAAUAUAAUGAGGAGCAUGUUGAAUUAGAAAGAUCAAGAGUGUCAAGCUUUAAUAAUCUUCAAAUGAAUGCUGAAACUCCAGCCAAAAAAGGUUUUAUCAGUUGCAAACUAAUUAAAGAUCUAGACAUGAAAAUUUGGGUUUUCUGCCUAGUGUUCUUCUUGUCUUAUAGUACCUUUGGCCCCUAUCAAAAUAAUGUUAGUAUGAUUCUGAGAACAAGAUUCAACUUUGAUAUUUUAGAAGCUGGAUAGAUAAUGAAGAAUACUGACUCUGGCAAUUGCAGCACUAUUGCUUACAUUCUAGCACUUUUACAUAUUCCUGUUGCCAGAUUCAAUGAGAUCAUAGAUAAAGAAAGAUAGGGAUUUGGGGUUGGUCUAUCAAAUUCAGCAUAAAAUUUAGGAAACUCGAUAUCCCCCAUCCUGAUCGGAAUGAUACUUGAUAACUAAGAUAAAGAAAGCAACUCUUUAGCAAAUGGAUACUAAUAAAUCAGUCUUUUACUGGGAUUUGAAAGUCUUGCUUUCCUCUCAAUACUUGCUAUGUGGUCUAUAUAACUAAUGACAAGGAAAUCCAGGCCACUCACUCUAAGAAUUUGA